Solanum pennellii is the source of this 882-nucleotide messenger RNA. Its product is annotated as probable phytol kinase 3, chloroplastic. The record is from RefSeq and is marked provisional. Gene Ontology annotation, molecular function: kinase activity. NCBI's taxonomy places the organism in Eukaryota, Viridiplantae, Streptophyta, Magnoliopsida, Solanales, Solanaceae.
AUGGCUCUCUUUGCUUCUUCUGUGUUACCUCUUUCUCUGUUUAAGUCAAACUCAGAUCCCUAUCGUCUCUUCUCCACCAAGAAAGGGUUCAAUUUGGGAUUCCAGAAGCUUAAAACCAGAAGAUUACACAAGACUAAAGUGGUUGUACAUUUUGCAAUGUUUUCAGAAAAUCCGCUCAUCGGAGAUUUAAUCGCCACUGCAUUAUCCGGUGGUAUUGCCCUUUCCAUACUUCGAUUUUGGGAAGAAACAGCCAAGAGAGGGGUUUUCGAUCAGAAAACAAACAGAAAGCUUGUUCAUAUUAGCAUUGGGCUAGUCUUCAUGCUCUGCUGGCCAAUGUUCAGUUCUGGUCAACAAGGAGCCAUUCUAGCAGCUUUUAUCCCUGGUCUUAACAUAAUAAAAAUGUUUCUUUUGGGAUUAGGAAUAUGGAAAGAUGAUGCAACUGUCAAGUCUAUGAGCCGAUUUGGAGACCACAGGGAGCUUCUCAAGGGACCACUGUACUAUGCCCUUUCAAUCACUUGUGCUUGUGCUAUAUAUUGGAGAUAUUCUCCUAUUUCAAUUGGACUAAUUUGCAACCUUUGUGCUGGUGAUGGUAUUGCUGACAUUGUUGGCAGGAGGUUCGGAAAACAGAAACUCCCAUAUAAUAAAAACAAAUCAUUUGCUGGUAGUAUUGCAAUGGCAGCUGCCGGUCUUUUAGCAUCCAUUGGAUUCUUGCACUAUUUCUCCUUGUUCGGGUAUAUUCAGGUGAACUCCAAGACGGUCUUAGGGUUCUUGUUUAUGUCUCUUGCUGCAGCGCUGGUUGAAUCCCAUCCUCUAAGCAGUGAACUCGAUGACAACUUAACAGUUCCCUUAACCUCAGUGCUGGUUGGCAGUCUUGUUUUAUGA